Molecule: messenger RNA, 1245 nt
Organism: Homo sapiens (human)
Lineage: Eukaryota; Metazoa; Chordata; Mammalia; Primates; Hominidae
Gene: RPUSD3
Product: RNA pseudouridine synthase D3
Exons: 9
Coding region: 19-864 (281 amino acids)
Biological process (GO): pseudouridine synthesis; RNA modification
Cellular component (GO): mitochondrial matrix
Molecular function (GO): RNA binding; pseudouridine synthase activity
Source: RefSeq, marked reviewed
GCUGUCCUGGCUCGGGAGAUGGACGGCCGCCGUGUUUUGGGCCGGUUCUGGAGUGGCUGGCGGCGGGGCCUGGGUGUCCGCCCAGUGCCCGAGGACGCAGGCUUUGGCACCGAAGCCCGGCAUCAGAGGCAACCCCGCGGCUCCUGCCAACGGUCGGGGCCCCUCGGGGACCAGCCCUUCGCGGGGCUGCUGCCAAAAAACCUCAGUCGGGAGGAGCUGGUUGAUGCGCUGCGGGCAGCCGUGGUGGACCGGAAAGGACCUCUAGUGACGUUGAACAAGCCACAGGGUCUACCAGUGACAGGAAAACCAGGAGAGCUGACGUUGUUCUCAGUGCUGCCAGAGCUGAGCCAGUCCCUAGGGCUCAGGGAGCAGGAGCUUCAGGUUGUCCGAGCAUCUGGGAAAGAAAGCUCUGGGCUUGUACUCCUCUCCAGCUGUCCCCAGACAGCUAGUCGCCUCCAGAAGUACUUCACCCAUGCACGGAGAGCCCAAAGGCCCACAGCCACCUACUGUGCUGUCACUGAUGGGAUCCCAGCUGCUUCUGAGGGGAAGAUCCAGGCUGCCCUGAAACUGGAACACAUUGAUGGGGUCAAUCUCGCUUGUUCACUCUUGGCUGGCACCACAGACAGUUCCAGUGAAGGCCCCAUCCCGAAAGGACAUCCUGGAAGGUGUCAAGAAGACUCUCAGUCACUUUCGUGUGGUAGCCACAGGCUCUGGCUGUGCCCUGGUCCAGCUGCAGCCACUGACAGUGUUCUCCAGUCAACUACAGGUGCACAUGGUACUACAGCUCUGCCCUGUGCUUGGGGACCACAUGUACUCUGCCCGUGUGGGCACUGUCCUGGGCCAGCGAUUUCUGCUGCCAGCUGAGAACAACAAGCCCCAAAGACAGGUCCUGGAUGAAGCCCUCCUCAGACGCCUCCACCUGACCCCCUCCCAGGCUGCCCAGCUGCCCUUGCACCUCCACCUACAUCGGCUCCUUCUCCCAGGCACCAGGGCCAGGGACACCCCUGUUGAGCUCCUGGCACCACUGCCCCCUUAUUUCUCCAGGACCCUACAGUGCCUGGGGCUCCGCUUACAAUAGUCCUCCCUCUGUUCCUGACCCCCUCACACACACUGGAAAGUGAGGGUGGGGGCUCUGCAGUCAGACAAACCUAAGAUCACAUCCUGGACAGGCCACUUGCUUGCUGUGUGGCAUUGGGCAAGUAACUUUACCUCUCUGGACUUGUGAUAAUAAAAGUUCCUACCUCA